Ogataea philodendri is the source of this 1389-nucleotide messenger RNA. RefSeq lists its product as uncharacterized. Bases 1 to 1389 code for a protein of 462 amino acids. The transcript has a single exon. The record is from RefSeq and is a predicted model, not a curated record. Lineage: Eukaryota; Fungi; Ascomycota; Pichiomycetes; Pichiales; Pichiaceae. Gene Ontology annotation, biological process: xenobiotic detoxification by transmembrane export across the plasma membrane. Gene Ontology annotation, molecular function: antiporter activity; xenobiotic transmembrane transporter activity. Gene Ontology annotation, cellular component: membrane.
AUGUCUUCCCCUGCGUCUCCUGACGUGCUGGAGCACAGCCCACUCUUGAAGAUUGAAACCACGCCGCCAGACUCAUCUGUGCGUGCCGAGCUUGCCUACCUUGUGCGCAACGCGCUGCCGACGCUGCUGGUGUUCCAGGUGCAGUUUGCGCUGCUCAUGGCCGCGCCACUCUACUUUGCCGGCCGCCAGAGCACCGCCGUGUUCUCUGCUGCAUCGCUGGCACUGACGUUCUACUACGUGUCGGGCCCUGUCGUGGUGUUUGGCUUUUGUACAGCCAUGGACACGCUGUGCGCGACUGCGUAUGGCGCACGCGACUAUACGGCCGUUGGGCGACACUACCAGCAGUGCACGCUGGUGUUGCUUGCGGGCUGCGUGCCUGUCGGAUUACUGUGGGCGUUCCCGCAGCGGGCACUGAUAGGUGUGGAAGCGGACCUGCGCGCCGAUGCUGCUGCGUUCCUGCGCGUGCUGGUUUUUGCUGCACCAGCCGUCGUGUUGUUCGAGACGUCUAAACGGUUCCUCCAAACACAGGGCCGCUACGCUGCCCCAACGUAUGCACUGCUCGCUGCCUUGGGCCCGGCUCUGCUGCUGCACUAUGCCGGCCGCAACGCUCCACUGGGUGCUGCAUGGGCCCUUGUGGGUACCUAUUGGCUGCUGGCUGCGUGUAUAGCUGUGCAGCUGUACCGACACCCGGAGUGCUGGACGCCGCUGUCGUGGGAAGUGUUGCACGACGUGGGCCCGUUAUUGGCCCUUGGGGGCCCUGGCAUCAUCAUGGUGCUAGCAGAGAGCUUUGCGUUCCGUGUGAUCACGUUUUUGUCCGCACAGUUCGGCGAGGCGUCUCUGGCUGCACAAACAAUAGUGACCACGAUCUCGUCGUUCUCGUUCCAGCUGGCGUUCUCGAUUGGUAUCUGCAGUUCUGUGAGGCUGGCGAACUACGUGGGCCAGCGGUCUCAAAACUACUUAGUGGUCGUGCGGGCAGCAUCCAUUGUUGCCGCUUUCCUGUCGCUGUCCAACUGUCUGCUCAUGCUGACUCUGCGCAAAUGGCUGCCUCUGAUUUUCACUAGCGACCCUGAGGUGAUUGCCGAGGCACGGAAGCUGUUCGUAGUAGUUGCGCUCAACGAGCUUGGCGACACGGGGAAUGCGAUUUUUUCGUGUCUGCUGCGUGGCCAGGGACGGCAGAGAGUGUGCUCUGUGCUGAAUCUGUGUGCGUACUACAUCCUGGCAGUGCCGUUAGAGCUGCUGUUUGCAUUUGGGAUGGGGUGUGGUGCGCUUGGACUGUGGUACGGCGUGGUUAUCGGGGUGUGCACGAUGGCGGCAGCGGAGGCUGUGCUAGUUCACCGAACUGACUGGCAGAGGGUGCUUAGAGAGAGAUGGGAAGUAGCCAGUCGCUAA